Messenger RNA from Morus notabilis, 2023 nucleotides. RefSeq names its product CLP protease regulatory subunit CLPX2, mitochondrial. The transcript is spliced from 15 exons. The coding region runs from base 45 to 1811 and encodes 588 amino acids. Gene Ontology annotation, cellular component: mitochondrial matrix. Gene Ontology annotation, biological process: protein catabolic process; protein folding; proteolysis. The record is from RefSeq and is a predicted model, not a curated record. NCBI's taxonomy places the organism in Eukaryota, Viridiplantae, Streptophyta, Magnoliopsida, Rosales, Moraceae. Gene Ontology annotation, molecular function: ATP hydrolysis activity; ATP-dependent protein folding chaperone; ATP binding.
UAAACAAGGUUGCCACUGUAAUUUUCUUUCACCUCGGAAAAAAAAUGCUUCCAUUUCUCCGUCUCACCCGUUCUUCCAUCCGACUCAUCUCCGCUGGCGGAGUCUCCGUCUUCCGCCGCCGCCACUCUCCCCUUACUCCUCCCACCACCGCCGCAGCCGCCGCAAUAGCAGGCCACCGCCACGGCGGCCAUGUUCGGCACAACUGCGACGGCCCGACCUCGGGAGAUCACCGCCACUACAUUAGGGCGGAGGUGAACUGCCCUCGCUGCUCGAAGAAAAUGGCGGUCCUCUUCUCGAACCGCCCGCUUUCGAUCACGGCCAAGGAGGUGGGGAUUUAUCAGGCGGUGAAUCUCUGCCCUAACUGCAAGACCGCCUUCUAUUUUAGGCCCUUCAAGCUCGAGCCUUUGAAGGGGAGCUUCAUCGAGAUCGGGAGGGCCAAGGGUGGGAAAGAGACGGCGGCGGAUGGCGGCGAUCGGUGUCGGAGUGGAGGCGCGGAGGAAACGACGUCGUUGGAGGUGGAGGAAGGGGGUAAUGGCGGUGGAAGAUCGGUGAGGGAUUUGGAUUUGCCGACGCCGAAGGAGAUUUGCAAGACGCUUGAUGAGUUCGUUGUCGGACAAGAGAGAGCCAAAAAGGUGCUUUCUGUUGCAGUUUACAAUCAUUACAAGAGAUUAUAUUAUGCAUCUGAGCUGCAACGAUAUGGUGUACAAUCUGGUAAAUGUAAAGAUGAUAAUGACGACAUUGAUUUUGUUGAAUUGGAUAAGAGCAACAUAUUGUUGAUGGGCCCCACUGGUUCAGGGAAGACCUUACUUGCAAAAACACUGGCCCGCGUUGUUAAUGUGCCGUUUGCCAUUGCCGAUGCAACAACAUUAACACAGGCUGGCUAUGUCGGAGAGGAUGUUGAAUCAAUUUUGUACAAACUACUUGUGGAAGCCGAUUUCAAUGUGGAAGCAGCUCAGAGAGGGAUUGUUUACAUUGACGAAGUUGAUAAGAUAACUAAGAAGGGCGAGAGCAUUAACAUUGGCAGGGAUGUAUCUGGAGAGGGUGUUCAACAGGCACUGCUAAAAAUGUUGGAAGGAACUGUGGUGAAUGUUCCUGAUAAAGGAGCUCGGAAGCAUCCCCGAGGUGAUACCAUUCAGAUCGAUACCAAGAAUAUCCUAUUCAUAUGUGGGGGUGCAUUCAUUAAUUUGGAGAAGACUAUUUCUGAAAGAAGGCAAGAUUCUUCUAUUGGUUUUGGAGCACCAGUUCGGAUGAACAUGCAGAGCAAUAGAGUGACUGAUGCUUUAGUGACAUCAUCGCUGUUGGAAUCUGUAGAAAGUGGGGACCUUAUUGCAUACGGCAUGAUACCCGAGUUUGUUGGACGACUUCCAAUUUUAGUUUGCUUGUCAGCAUUAAACGAGGACCAACUCGUUCAGGUCCUCACACAACCAAAAAAUGCUCUCGGCAAGCAAUACAAGAAGAUGUUUAGUCUGAACAAUGUCAAGUUACAUGUGACUGAGAAUGCUUUGAGAUUGAUUGCAAAGAAAGCAAUGGCAAAGAACACUGGUGCUCGAGGAUUAAGAUCCAUAUUAGAAAACGUUCUUAUGGAGGCAAUGUUUGAGGUUCCAGACUCCAAGAAAGGCAUUGAUAUUAUUGAUGCUGUUUUGGUUGAUGAAGAAGCAGUUGGAUCAGUGGAUUAUUCAGGGUGUGGUGCAAAACUUCUCCGUGGUCAUGGUGCAUUCGAGCAAUUUCUUCAUGAGAUGGAGACCGAAAAGCCCAUGGUAGAGCAUGAACAAGGAAAAUCAGAGAUCCAGUCAAGAGCUGCGAGCAUCUGACAUCUUUAUUUAGUUGUUAUUUUGUAAAGGUGCGUACAGUUAUAGUGGUGGAAUAGCAAUGUUAAUGGAAAUAGGAGUAGAAUAGAAUAGAAUAGAAAAUGGAAUUAGAAACACAUACUGAUUGUUUUGUUUGCUUAGAGUUUGUGGAAUCAGUACUUGGACGGGAAUUAUGGAGUUUGGAUGAAUAUAGAAUGGAGUGGAAUUUAAUUGUA